UUAUUAUAUUUUCUACUUCUUCCUCUUUGCGUUUGUAACACUGCUCUAACUGAUUUGUCAGGAGUGCGCAGUCCCUGCCCAGGGCUUCAGGGCCUGUAUUUCUGCUUCAUGGGAAGGUAAAGGUUACUUGGUUGUCCCUCAUCUUACUCCCCUUUCUGCUGCAGUGGAACCUUGUUAUCCAUUCUUGAGCAUGUUGGGUUGCCAUCUUUAUAUAAUAGCUAGGGAAUGUCUCUCUAUAGAUUAUGUUCCACUUUCCUAGUAUUUGUUGAAUUAUUGCACAUGGACAUGUAGUACCCCAAAUAGAAGUCAUCAUAUUUUCUAAUACUAGACUAGCCCUAACUCCCAGUCUCAUGAUUAGAAACCUACUCAGUUUCCAUUCUGGUUGUGCUUCAGGUCCUCCUGGUUGCCAGGUGAGUUAGACAGAACAAUGGAGGACCAUGUCAGAGGCCUCUGUUGUCAGUGUCCACUAGAAUUACUGCAGUACUAGCCCUUCGUGUUGUCCUGCCUCAUCUGUUUCUCCAUGGGGUGCAGGUGCUUGUCUCUGUUCCAUUCAGUUCUGCCGUCUGUGCCAAGAUGGCUUUUCCUAAAACAACUUCGGUCUAUUGUUCUCUCUUGCUCAUUCAAGCUUCAGAAACUCCCUAGUGCCUUUGAAAAACCCGGCUUGUUUUCUAGACCUUCCAACUUGUUUUAAUUUCCUUGCUACUGCCUUCCUCCAUAUAGGCAGGACUCUAGCCAAAUGGAAUUAAUGUUGCAAGAAUCUGCCUGUGGUUUUCUGUUUGCCUCCUGAUUUUUGUUUCCCUUUGCCAGAAGUAUGCUUUCCUCACAUCUUAAUGUCUUAGUUCUUUCUUAAAAAAUUUCUCAGAGUUCUCCACACAGUUAUCUAUAUUUUGGAAAUCAUGGUGCUAAUAUACUUCUCUAUGUAUAUUGCUAUGCCCAUGUGACUUUUUAACCCUGAUGACCUUUUAUCUUUGAUUUUGCUAACUAUUAUGUAUCACACAUAUUUGUGUAACCAGUGAGAGAAUGAGUGCAUUUGUGCACACCCCCCGACAGCCUAGACUCUAAUUGUUCUUUUCUUAUUCCCUUUUUGUUUCUAUGAGGACAUCUCUUUUGUUUCUUCCUUGUAUUUGGGUUAACUUUAUUUUUCAAUCACUUCACACAGUCCUAAGUGGCCUGUUACCUUUAUCUUUGUUGCUUUCUCUUCUCUGAGUUAACAACAGUUUUCGUUUAAAGAAAACUUUGGUCAUUUGAUAAGGGUUGUAUGAGGGAAAUUUGAGGAAUAGAAGACAUUGUUCAAAAAUGAUUUCUUGGUCUGUUUUGUGGAGAAGUGGUUGCCUAGCAGGACUUGGUAGUUUGCAAAUAUGGAUUUAACUCCAGGACUGGUGGCCAGCUGGUAGAGAUGAAAAAGUAGAAGUUGUGGUGGAGUGUUCAUUAUCCAGGUGGUGACCAAGGUCCAGCAGCAGAGUCACAUAUUCUUAGGUUUUCAACCAAUGCCUAUUCUAUUGCAGCUCUUAGAUCCCAGAUCUUUUUUAAAGUCAUCGUUAAACCCCCAUUUCCUCCUGUGUGCGCAUUUCACAGCUAAAUAGAGUUGCCUACUUUCUGAUUUCUACUUCAUUGCCCCACUACUGGAAACUUCUUAGAUGAAGUGCUCCAAAGGGUAGUGCAGUGCACCUGCAAGGGUGAAGACCUCGGCUAGAGACGCAGCACAGAUGCUCGUGACAACUGAGCUGCUCAAGGAAGGAAGAACUCUGAGCUGAAUAGUAGUGGGUUCCUGGAUCUGGAAAGAAGAGGCCACCUUGGAACCAGUAAUGAACCAUCCUGACUACAAGCUGAACCUUCGGUCCCCCGGGACCCCCAGAGGUGUGUCCUCUGUGGUUGGCCCGCAUGGUGCUGGUGCUUCGCCAGGUGACAAAAAGUCAAAGAACAAGUCCAUGCGAGGGAAGAAAAAGAACAUAUUUGAACCCUACAUGUCCAAGGAGGAUGUUUCAGAAGGCUUGAAGAGGGGAACACUUAUCCAGGGUGUAUUGAGAAUCAAUCCAAAGAAGUUUCAUGAAGCCUUCAUUCCUUCUCCGGAUGGUGAUCGGGACAUUUUUAUUGACGGAGUUGUUGCUCGUAAUAGAGCCUUAAAUGGGGACCUUGUUGUUGUAAAACUGCUUCCUAAAGACCAGUGGAAGCCAAGGAUAACCUUGUCUCUGCCUGGAGUGCUGGGAUUACAGGCAAUUAAAUCAGAGAGCAAUGACAAAGAAACAGAAGUUACUUAUGAAGCUGAUAUCUCUGAGGAGUGCUGUGGACACCAGCAGCAGUCCCCAAAAGACUGUAAUAGUCCUGAUGUCAUUAUAGAGGCUCAAUUUGAUGACAGCGAUUCAGAAGAUAGACAUGGCAACACUGGUGUGCUGGUUGAUGGAGUUAAGAAAUUGACACUUCGUACUCCUGACAAAGGAAAAGAAGAUUCCAGUGCUCCAGUUACAAAAGAUGAGACCGCCCCCAUGUCACAGGACACAAGAACCUUACCUGAGAAGUCACUGCAGAAAUCAGCAAAGGUGGUUUAUAUCUUGGAGAAAAAGCAUUCCCGCGCAGCAACUGGCAUCCUCAAACUCUUGGCUGAUAAGAACAGUGACCUGUUUAAGAAAUACGCCUUGUUUUCCCCUUCAGACCACCGAGUGCCUAGAAUUUAUGUACCUCUCAAGGACUGUCCCCAGGACUUCAUGACCCGGCCUAGAGAUUAUGCCAGCACACUAUUCAUCUGCCGCAUCAUAGACUGGAAGGAGGACUGUAACUUUGCCCUGGGGCAACUGGCUAAGAGUCUUGGGCAGGCUGGUGAAAUCGAGCCUGAAACAGAAGGGAUCCUGACAGAGUAUGGUGUGGACUUCUCUGAUUUUUCUUCAGAAGUUCUUGAAUGUCUCCCUCAGAGCCUGCCCUGGACAAUUCCACCUGAUGAGUUAUCCAAGAGAAAAGACCUAAGGAAAGACUGUAUAUUCACCAUUGAUCCAUCAACUGCUCGAGACCUCGAUGAUGCCCUCUCCUGCAGGCCUCUCACUGAUGGCACCUUUGAAGUGGGUGUCCACAUCGCCGACGUGAGUCACUUCAUUCCUGAGGGAUCCUCUCUGGAUAAGGUGGCCGCUGAGAGAGCCACAAGUGUCUACUUGGUUCAGAAGGUAGUUCCGAUGCUUCCCAGGCUUCUAUGUGAAGAACUGUGCAGCCUCAACCCCAUGACUGACAAGCUGACCUUCUCUGUGAUCUGGAAGUUGACCCCUGAAGGCAAGAUCCUUGAGGAGUGGUUUGGCCGCACUGUCAUCCGUUCCUGCACCAAACUGAGCUACGACCAUGCCCAGAGCAUGAUUGAAAAUCCGACUGAGAAGAUCCCUGAGGAAGAGCUGCCUCCCAUUUCUCCAGAGCAUAGUCCUGAGGAGGUACACCAGGCAGUCCUGAACCUGCACAGCAUUGCCAAGCAACUUCGCCAGAAGCGCUUUGUGGAUGGUGCACUCCGUUUAGAUCAGUUGAAGCUUGCUUUUACUCUGGACCAUGAGACUGGAAUGCCUCAAGGAUGUCAUAUCUAUGAGUACCGAGACAGCAACAAGCUUGUAGAGGAAUUCAUGCUCCUGGCCAACAUGGCAGUGGCCCACAAGAUCUUCAGCACCUUCCCGGAGCAGGCCCUGCUGCGCCGGCACCCACCACCACAGACAAAGAUGCUCAGUGACCUGGUGGAGUUCUGUGACCAGAUGGGACUGUCCAUGGAUGUCAGCUCUGCAGGGGCCCUCAAUAAAAGCCUGACCAAAACAUUUGGAGACGACAAGUACUCUCUGGCCCGGAAGGAGGUGCUCACCAACAUGUACUCCCGGCCCAUGCAGAUGGCACUGUACUUCUGCUCUGGGAUGCUGCAGGACCAGGCACAGUUCCGGCACUAUGCUCUCAACGUUCCCCUCUACACACACUUCACCUCUCCCAUCCGCCGCUUCGCUGACGUCAUAGUGCACCGCCUCCUGGCUGCUGCUCUGGGCUACAGUGAGCAGCCAGAUGUGGAACCUGAUACUCUACAAAAGCAAGCUGACCACUGCAAUGACCGCCGCAUGGCUUCCAAGCGUGUACAGGAACUCAGUAUCGGCCUCUUCUUUGCUGUUCUAGUAAAGGAGAGUGGUCCCCUAGAGUCUGAAGCCAUGGUGAUGGGUGUCCUGAACCAAGCCUUCGAUGUGCUGGUACUGCGCUUUGGGGUGCAGAAGCGCAUCUACUGCAACGCACUGGCCCUUCGAUCCUACCACUUUCAGAAGGUGGGGAAGAAGCCAGAGCUCACACUCCUCUGGGAACCUGAUGAUCUUGAAGAGGAGCCAAUACAGCAGGUCAUCACCAUCUUCAGCCUGGUGGAUGUGGUCCUGCAGGCAGAGGCCACAGCCCUCAAGUACAGUGCUAUCCUGAAGCGACCGGGCCCUGAGCGUUCCCUGGGCCUGGAGAAGGAGUCUGAUGAGGAGCCUGAGGACUGAAUGCUAGCCCAAGCCAGGCCUGUGCCUGCCCUACCCUGCUGGCUUUUAGGAAUAGGACCUUUUGACACCAAAGGGGAUUUUUAAUUUGGUUUUUUAACAACUCAGGGGUUUGUUUUUAUUUCUUAUUUUUUAAUUUUAUUUUACUUUUGCAACUCAGUUUUUAAAUGAACUGGAAGGGAUACAGUGUGGUUGGGGGUCAGGGGAGGGAAUGCUGAGGCCUGGCCAGUGCUUCCCUGAGCAGAGAGGGUCCCAGUCUUCCUGGGCAGGCAGCCUUGCUUCGACCAGGCCACCCACUGCCCUUCCCUGCCCAGGAAAUGGGGGGUUUCAGCAAAUCAGUGUCAUGGAAUAAAAUCAAGUGUGAAGUGCUU
Molecule: messenger RNA, 4840 nt
Organism: Microtus ochrogaster (prairie vole)
Lineage: Eukaryota; Metazoa; Chordata; Mammalia; Rodentia; Cricetidae
Gene: Dis3l2
Product: DIS3 like 3'-5' exoribonuclease 2
Exons: 22
Coding region: 1806-4472 (888 amino acids)
Biological process (GO): mRNA catabolic process; miRNA catabolic process
Cellular component (GO): P-body
Molecular function (GO): 3'-5'-RNA exonuclease activity; RNA binding
Source: RefSeq, a predicted model, not a curated record